GGAAACGAACCAAAAAAAAUGGCGGGCAAGAAAGACGCGAAGAGCUCUACCCUCAAUUGGAAGCCUGUCCUUCGCAAGCCGUUUGACAACAGUAGGGUGAUAAGAUUCAAAUGCUCGUUGCAGAACACGAGUCUUGAUGUUUUACGCUCAAAGGGCUGGUCAGAGGCAAGAGAUGAGAAUGACUGGGACUUUUACUGGUGUGAUGUAGGAUGGAUGAGAGAGAGUUUUGACCAUACUUACAUGGAUGAACAUGUAAAAAUAUCCCACUUUAGAAACCAUUACGAGCUCACAAGAAAGAACCUCAUGAUAAAGAACUUAAAGAGACUGAAAAAACAGAUUGAAAGGGAGUCUGGCAAGGCUGAGGCUGCCAAAUGUGACUUUUAUCCUAGCACGUUUGAACUACCAAUGGAAUAUCAUAUAUUUGUUGAAGAAUUUAAGAGAAAUCCUGGUACUACAUGGAUUAUGAAGCCUAUCGCCAAAUCACAAGGAAAAGGGAUUUUUCUCUUUCGAAAACUAAAAGACAUCAUGGAUUGGAGAAAGGAAGAUCCUUAUCGUGCACAAAUUGCAGAUGAAAGGCAAAAAGAUGACAAAGAACCUGUAGAAACAUAUAUUGUUCAGCGRUACAUAGAAAACCCUUAUGUCAUUGGAGGUCGCAAAUUUGAUCUCCGUAUAUAUGUCUUGGUAACAUCGUAUUCUCCUCUUUGUGUGUGGUUAUAYAGAGAAGGUUUUGCAAGAUUCUCCAACACAAGAUAUUCACUGGACUCUAUCGAUGAUUCUUAUGUCCAUCUUACUAAUGUAGCAAUCCAAAAAACUGCACCAGACUACGACCCUGARAAGGGCUGUAAAUGGUCCUUGCAACAACUACGGCAGUAUCUUGUGGCAAAAAAUGGUGUUCCAAAGGUGGAGACCGCCCUACGAGAAAUUGAUAACAUAAUCAUCAAAAGCUUGCAUGCUGUGCAGAAGGUGAUGAUCAAUGACAAGCACUGCUUUGAACUAUAUGGCUACGAUAUCAUGUUUGAUAACAAUCUAAAACCGUGGCUGAUAGAAGUCAAUGCCUCGCCCUCACUGACAGCAAGCAGCCAAACUGAUUACGAACUCAAGUUUAGGCUCCUUGAAGAUGUGCUCUACAUCAUAGACAUGGAAAACAGGUUAACAGGAAGAGAAAAGAGAGUAGGUGGUUUUGAUUUGAUAUGGAACGACAACCCUGUAUCCAUGGAUGAUUCUUGUGGAGCUGAUUGCAUUCCACAACCAAGCUAUCCAACAAAUACAUUUUUAGGUUGCUGUAACACMGACCGAGAGAAGCAAAUCAAGCAAGUUUUAAAAGCCGCACAAACAACUAAGAAGGGUUGACGACAUUCUGCACUACCAGUCAUCRAAUGCUCUGUCUAUCUUUCAGCUGCACAGUGCCAUUAAAGACUAGAUCACUAUCUAAGUUUCUUUAMCAGUUUUUAUUGCUUUGCACAGAUCAAUACAACAGUCACGACAUGGAAAUGGGGCAGUAAACUAGAGUAACUGUCAAUAAAAUAAAUCUGUAGGUACGUAAUGGUAAACUACUGACUCKUGAUAAAUUUGAUUGACAGUAGACUAUUGCCCAAUUUCUUUGCCGCAACUGUCGUAUCAAUCAGUGCGUAGCAAUGAAACCAGUUGUAAACCUUUCAAGUGCUGAGAGGUAAACAUAGCACCUCUCACUGCUGAGAACCCAGAUGCAAUCCAUCUCUACCCAUAUCACACGUGAGUAGAGUUGUUUGCAGUUUUCUAUCACUGCAUUUUAUAGUUUUUUCUCUGGGUUAUUUGCU
Molecule: messenger RNA, 1796 nt
Organism: Actinia tenebrosa (Australian red waratah sea anemone)
Lineage: Eukaryota; Metazoa; Cnidaria; Anthozoa; Actiniaria; Actiniidae
Product: putative tubulin polyglutamylase TTLL9
Biological process (GO): protein polyglutamylation; microtubule cytoskeleton organization
Cellular component (GO): ciliary basal body
Molecular function (GO): tubulin-glutamic acid ligase activity; tubulin binding
Source: RefSeq, a predicted model, not a curated record